Molecule: messenger RNA, 537 nt
Organism: Hibiscus syriacus
Lineage: Eukaryota; Viridiplantae; Streptophyta; Magnoliopsida; Malvales; Malvaceae
Exons: 1
Coding region: 22-537 (171 amino acids)
Source: RefSeq, a predicted model, not a curated record
UCAAACCUUAAAGAACAUAGAAUGGAGUUCUUUGACAAAGCUAAAGCUGUAAGACUCCGCAGUCAUCAUGGCAAGUACCUAGUCGCCAACGAAGACGAGGAAACAGUCCGUCAAAGCCGGAAAGGCGCCUCCCAACACGCACGUUGGAUGGUCGAGUUCGUCGAAGGCAAUAGCCGCCUCAUCCGUCUCAAGAGCAUCUACAACAAGUACUUAACCGCAAGUGGUGAACCAUAUCUACUAGGCACGGCAGGCAACAGAGUGUUGCAAACAUCCGGAAACGAUGGUUUUGCCGAAUGGGAGCCGAUUAAUGAUCGGAUGCAAGUGAAGUUCAGGGCAAAGAAUGGGAAGUUGCUGCGAGCCAACGGCGGACCACCACUGUGGAGGAACUCGGUAACGCAUGGUAUUCCACAUAGAACUGCUACACAAGAUUGGGUUCUCUGGGGUGUGGAUGUGGUUGAGAUAUUGGAACUCGAUUCUUCAUCUCAUGUAACUCGUAAUUCCAAGCGUGCAUUUGGAAGAGAGGCAAGGUUUCUAUGA